UGAGGGCCAGGGCACCUGUGUCAGUGUGUGUUGUGGGGGAGAUUUGGUUAGACUGGGGGACUAGUCUGUCUGUCGGGGUCAGACAUAGAGGCACAGACAAAGCACUGUAGAGUCAGAAAGAUCUGGGCUUGAACCCUGGCUCCUAUGCUUAUUGGUUGUGUGACCUUGGGCAUAUUGCUUAAUCUCUCUGAGCCUCAGUUUCCUAAUCUGUAAAAUAGGGAUGAUAAUAUUACCUGGCUCAUAAUGGUACUGUGAAGAUUCAUUGAGAAAAUGUAAGCACUUAGCUGUCUGAUACGUAAUACAUCCUUAGUAAUUGGUGAAAUAUAAUAAUAAUUAUUGGUGGACAGAGGAGGAAAUGUCAGCAAACAAGUGCCAGACCCAAGACCUCCUCCAGGUCUGCUCUCCUCCAAGGCCUGCAUGCUGAGUGCACAGACCCACUGGCAGCUCACCAUUAGCAGCCCACCUGCCUUCCUCCCAAGGCUUCCUUCACCAGACUCCUCACUUGUCCUGCCCUAAGAUCUCUGGCCUCACCUGUCCUGUGGCCACAGUCCUGCCUGCUCUGCCUUGGGAGGAGGAAGCAGAAAGAAUGGGCAGGAGGGAAGACCAAGGGGAACAUCUCUGGAGCUGCAGCUGAGAAGGUGGAUGGCAAACAUCUGCCCCCCUGCCCUGAGGAGCCUUGUGCCUUGGCCUGAGCUGCCGGCAUGCAGGGUGGUUUGCCAGGAGGCUGUGGAAGAGCACGAGCUCCUGUGAGAGGUUGGGAGAUAGAGGCAACUGGGGAGAGCAACAUAGAGAGGAGGAAAGAUACAAAAACACAGAAAACAGGUGUCUGCAUUUAUCAAUAGCAGCAACACAAGAGCGGGAAAACCACUGCCUACAGAGGCAGCUGUUCAGCUUCGCGGGAGAGGCAGGAAGGAGGCAGAAUGAAGGCUAGAGGGAAAGGGGAGAAGAUCCAGGCCGGGCCCUGUCUCCACUGGACAUUGGGCCCUUGCUUCACCCUGUGGUGGCAGAGGAGAUGUGGGAGGAAGUGUCAGGCAGGGUCCUUGGCAGUUCUAGUUGUAGGGGCUGCAGAAACCAGAGGAGCUGCUGCAGCCACCCACUCCCCUUCCUUGGAUGUGCCUGGAGCUUGAAGGAUGAGUCACUGGGUAGGGGGCUGGGCCUCACUCUGGCUGGCAAGGCAGGCUGGACCCCCAGUGGGAUAGAGCAGACAAGGGGGGUACAUCCAUGAGCACCAGGAGUGAGGCCCUGGGUGGGACCUGACAAGGAGUAUCCCUAAGUCCAAGGAAAAGCCCCUAUCUCCAGAUCUGGCCUAGGGCCCCUAGGAGGCUGAGGAGUGGGCUGUGGCCUAGCAGUCCCUUUGCUGGCUCCUCCUCCCCCCAGGAGCCUCUAGAAGGAUCAGGGUCUAGCUCUGUCUCAGCUGGAGCCUGGCUGCCUGCUCAUUGACACAACUGGGCUGUGAGGCACUGACUAACCACUAGGCGGCAGCCUCACCCCACACCAAGUUCAGAGGCCUGAGCCAGCGCCUGCCAGGCUUCCCAGAGCCCCAUCUGGUCCUGCCUGAGGCUCAGGAAGCACCAGCUGGCAGCUCCAGACCAGUAUGGCCAUUGGACAACCUUGGUGCCUGGGGGCUUCUCCCACCCCAACACACUACAUUGCUCUCUGCCCUGUAGUUACUGCAUUCCCAGCCACUCCUCUCUCAUUCUCAGAUCAGACCCCCAGAGAAUCCUGAAAGUCAGGGAAGGCCAGGAUCUUCAACAUGAGAAAGAGAAAUUAUGACCCAGACAGGAGCAAAGAUUUCCUCCAAGACACAGAAAGAGUUGUGGCCAGGCUCUCCUCCCUCUUUCUAAAGUUCUCUUUCCAUCACUCAGGUAGCCUCCCAUCUUCGUGGGAGUUCCAAGGCCAAGAGCCUUUAAUCCCAGAGACACCAAGCAGAGAGGGGGCCUGGGGUUUGGAAGGACCACACGUCUGUCCAUAGCAGCCUAGGUCUGCUCUCAGGCCCCACCCCCGUGGGCUCCAGGGAAGGACUUGGAAUUCUAGCCGCUUCACAGCGUUUGUGUUCUGGGCAGAACCUGCCCAGCCCUGUUCCGCUCACCUGCUGAGUCCUGUCCCUGCACCUAUUCCCCCACUCCCGGUCCCAGACCAUGCCCUAGGAUGGACUCACUGCAGAAGCAGGACCUCCGGAGGCCCAAGAUCCAUGGAGCAGUCCGGGUGCCUCCAUAUCAGCCACCCACGCUGGCCUCGCUGCAGCGCUUGCUAUGGGUCCAUCGGGCCGCCACGCUGAGCCACAUCAAUGAAGUCUGGCCCAAUCUCUUCCUGGGAGAUGCGUAUGCAGCCCGGGACAAGAACAAGCUGACCCAGCUGGGCAUCACCCAUGUCGUGAAUGUCGCUGCAGGCAAGUUUCAAGUGGAUACAGGUGCCAAGUUCUACCAUGGAAUGCCCUUGGAGUACUAUGGCAUUGAAGCCGAUGACAACCCCUUCUUUGACCUCAGUGUCUACUUUCUGCCUGUUGCUCGAUACAUCCGAACUGCCCUCAAUAUUCCCCAAGGCCGUGUGCUGGUACACUGCGCCAUGGGGGUAAGCCGCUCUGCCACAGUUGUCCUGGCCUUCCUCAUGAUCUACGAGAACAUGACGCUGGUGGAGGCCAUCCAGACGGUUCAGGCUCACCGUGAUAUCUGCCCCAACUCGGGCUUUCUCCAGCAGCUCCAGGUUCUGGACAACCGACUGGGGCGGGAGACGGGGCGACUCUGACCUGGUGGGCAGCCAGGAGCCCUAACUCUCUGUCCAGCAUAGCCUGACCCAACCAGCCUGGCCCUGGGGAUAGCAGCCUCUGCUGUUUCCAGCGACCUUGAGAUGUAAAUAGCAAGUGGGGGCUUAGCUGAGGCAGAGGCAGGGAGAGCCAGGUGGUGACCUUUAGCAGGUGGAUUUCCCUGACCCAGUCUAGAGAUUCUUUAUGCAAAAGAGAGUUCAGUCUGUCUCUAUAAUAAAAGGUUCAUCAUAAUAAAGACAGGAGAUCUUCUGGUGGUUUGUGGGGCGGUAGCUUACUCCCAGGAUGGCCAGGAGGAUCCAGAAGGCUUGCCAACUCUGCUUUAGCAUGAUGGCAGCCUAGAGGAGUGUGAGUCCAUUGUCUGAAUAAAGACCAAAGUUCAAUGUGUCACCACCUUCUCCAUGCCCUCCCUAUCAAAAACCGACUAUCAAAACUCGCUGUGCACAAAUAGCAUCUCUUGAAUCCAUUCAGUCUUUUCAUUUAUACUCUACUUUCAAAAGGACUGACUAAAAUUACAGACACCUAAAAAAUACAGGCAUUAAACAAGAGGAUAGAGAUUGGGGAGGAGACACUCCAGAAAGCUUAGGUGAAGGGUGGUUAUAUGAUGGAGCAAAACAUUUAGCUCUAAGUUACUUAGUUCUUGUACCCUAAUAAAAUGAAACAAAAUAAAAAGCCCACAGGUUCCUCACCUGUAAUUGGUACAAGGUAUUUAUAAGGAUUAAAUGGGUUGUCUUUCCUCCUA
Equus caballus (horse) is the source of this 3503-nucleotide messenger RNA. Lineage: Eukaryota; Metazoa; Chordata; Mammalia; Perissodactyla; Equidae. The record is from RefSeq and is a predicted model, not a curated record.